This is a messenger RNA of Plectropomus leopardus (leopard coralgrouper), 955 nucleotides long. NCBI's taxonomy places the organism in Eukaryota, Metazoa, Chordata, Actinopteri, Perciformes, Serranidae. The record is from RefSeq and is a predicted model, not a curated record.
UCCUACGUUGGACGAAUCAACGGACCUCAGGAGAUAUCCCUCGGUGACGGAUGCGUUCAUAACGGCAUCAUUCAGCACGAGUUUAUUCACGCACUAAACUUCUGGCACGAGCAGAGCCGAAGUGACCGCGACGUCUACGUUAGGAUCAACCUCGAGAACGUCAUCGGCGGACGUCAGCACAACUUCAACAUGCAUGAAACAAACAACCUGGAAGUCCCGUACGAUUACUCCUCUGUCAUGCAUUACGGGCCGAAGGCCUUCUCCAAGAAUUCAGAAGACACCAUCACUCCCCUCAUGUCCUCGGUGGAAAUCGGCCAGAGGAUCGGCAUGUCUGAAAACGACAUUCUGAAGAUCAACAAGCUCUACGACUGCAAGGAUUACCUCCAUAAAUAUGGCGAGUUUGACAAUCUGUUGGGCGGCACGAUGAGGCGUCAGUGUCCCUCUGGACAAGCUGUUUCUGGAUUCAAAAGUGUCUACAACGGGAACAGGAGAGAUCGUCUUUGGUCGGUUUCAUGCAAAGCUCACCAGAUGAGACAAAGAUGCGUCUGGUCGGGUUGGGUGAACUGGUUCUGGGGAAACAUGGACUUCAGAUGUGGGAAAAACUUGGUGAUCGCAGGAGCCUACAGCGCGUACUACAGCUUCCUGUCCGACAGGAUAUGGAAGUUUUACUGCUGCAGCGUUCCUGGUUUCACCAUGUCCGACUGCCAAAAAACACCAGACGUCAACUACUUUGGGGAAUCCUUCAGCUGGACGACCGCCGGCGACAACUUCCUCUUAGGAGUGAAAAGCUCCUUCGACGUUCAAACACGCGACCGCCGCUGGAGUUUCUCGUACUGCCACAGAAACACUCAGUGAAGUCGACACGGCGGAGAGAAUCCCUGCUGACGUUUGUGCUGAUUUCUGCCUGAAGGCGUCUGAAGGUUGAUUUUGUGCCUCAUGGCCUGAAACGUUAUAA